Molecule: messenger RNA, 753 nt
Organism: Suillus paluster
Lineage: Eukaryota; Fungi; Basidiomycota; Agaricomycetes; Boletales; Suillaceae
Product: glutathione S-transferase C-terminal-like protein
Exons: 6
Coding region: 1-753 (250 amino acids)
Biological process (GO): translational elongation
Cellular component (GO): nucleus; cytoplasm
Source: RefSeq, a predicted model, not a curated record
AUGCCUGUCGUUUCUAGCCGGAGAAGACUGAGGGUCGGCAAUGGAUUUGAAAGCCACGGAGCACGAAGACCUCUCUAUCAAUCCCAAUUGCUCCCAUUGGCUCUCUCUGGCGUGUUCCUUAUCAACGUCAAAAUAGAUAUAUAUCGAGCUGCUGCUAUCGCAGGUCUCGAAGUUAAGCCUUUCAAGUUCGGUGUCACCAACAAGUCACUCGAAUUUCUUGACAAAUUCCCGCUUGCCAAAAUUCCUGCCUUUGAGGGCAAGAGUGGAUUCACACUUCUAGAGGGAGCCUCCAUUGGACGUUAUGUUGCUUCUCUGGCCCCCGAGUCUGGCCUUUUUGGCAACAGUGUCAAAGAUACUGCCCUGGUUGAUCAGUGGAUUCACUUCGCGGAGCACGAGAUCAACGCAUACACCGAUAUAAUAUGGCAGUUGGUGGAGCGCUUCUUCCCAGAGAAGGCCUACAGUGAAGGUAUCCACAAGUCUAUAUUUGAGCGUCAAGAGCGCUCACCCAAAUUCCUUGAACAGCACAUCAACCGCCGCAACUUCCUCGUCACUGACGAGAUCACCCUAGAGGACAUCAUUUUAGCUGCCGUGAUCCAACGCGCUGCCCGAGUGACACUCGGUGCUGCUGAACGAGCACUUUACCCGAACAUCUUCUCACGCUAUGCGAAGGUGGCAGCUGAUCUUCGUAUUAAGGAUAUCUUCGGUACGGUGGACUUUGUUGAAGUGCCCCUAGCACCCAAGAAAGUUGAGUAG